Messenger RNA from Fukomys damarensis (Damara mole-rat), 1827 nucleotides. RefSeq names its product UFM1 specific peptidase 1 (inactive) (gene Ufsp1). The record is from RefSeq and is a predicted model, not a curated record. The transcript has a single exon. The coding region runs from base 55 to 465 and encodes 136 amino acids. NCBI's taxonomy places the organism in Eukaryota, Metazoa, Chordata, Mammalia, Rodentia, Bathyergidae.
GGCCAGGCCGAGGGCGUGCCUGGACUGAACGCCGUGCAGGCCGCCCUGGAGGAUAUGGGCGACAAGCCCCCUGGGUUCCGGGGCUCCCGGAGCUGGAUCGGCUGUGUGGAGGCCAGCCUCUGCCUCGCACACUUCGGAGGGCCCCAGGGGCGUCUGUGCCACGUGCCCCGUGGAGCGGGGCUUCACGGCGAGCUGCAGCGGCUUUACUCCCACUUCGAAAGGGGCGGCGGCCCUGUGAUGGUGGGAGGAGAUGCUGAUGCCCAGGCCAAGGCCCUGCUGGGCGUCUGCGUGGGGCCAGGCACCGAAGCCUACGUCCUGAUAUUGGACCCUCACUACUGGGGAGCCUCGAAAAACCCUAAAGAACUACAGGCUGCCGGGUGGGUGGGCUGGCAAGAGGUGAGCACCGCCUUCAAUCCCACCUCCUUCUACAACCUGUGUUUCACCAGCUGUAACUCUAAAAAGUAGCAGCACACCCAGGACUGAAACUGACCCCACACCUGUGCACCUACUCACUUCUCCAGUGUCCCAGCAAGGCAGAGGGAACUUCAGCAUCAAUAAAUAACAAGGCCCAGCUAACCAUGGUCCCAGCUGGUAUUUGGGAGGAUGUGAGAAGGUAUGCAAACACCUUGACUUUUAAGAGUCACUAACUUCAGUGCUUUUAUUGGCAGUAAACUGAACGUACAAAAAAAUUCUCAGCUGAUGGGAUGAGGCAGGCAGUAGAGUGGGGAAAAAUGGACUGCUCAAAAGAAAUCAACAUCAUCCGGGGCAUCCAGGUCACGAUAUUCUACAAUGGCCCUGGGGUCUCCCCGAACCAUCCUGUGAGAUAAAAGGCAAUGAGACCUGAGGGUCUCUGUGUGUGCUGGACACAAGGAUCUUGGACACCUCAUCCUGUCCUCACCUGCUGCGAGGUUUCCCAGGAUAGCCACCCUGGCCUCGGAAAGCAUCAUAGUUCCCUCUGCCGGCACCAUAUGGGGCAUGGGGGUAUGGAGGUCCUCCUGUUGGGACUGCAGGGCGCACAGCACCAGCUGUGAAAAAAAUCAAGUGUUCAGCCUAAGUCUCCUUCCUCCCAGCUCCACACAAUCACCAAGCCCUUUCACCCCCGCCCCCGCCAUGCUUACCUCCAUAGCCCAAAAUGGGGGGCCGGGGUUGGCCAUAGGGCAUCAGGCCCUGGGGAGUUUGGUGUGGGUAGGGGAGUCCCGGAGUCAGACCUGGGGGGAGUACAACACGGACAGGGACAUGAAUUACUGCGGGAGGGGUAACAAGUGACUACUUCUAAGGAAUAUGGCCUCAUUAUUCAGUAGAAACUUCUCAGGAGAUGACAGAAAGAGAAAGGAAUCCUGCAUAGUGAAAGAAAUGCACCAGACCCUCUCGGAUCGUAUCUUACUCUGGGCAGGGCCGGGUGGCUGGGCCGGCUUGAUCUCAGGCAGAGCUGGGCGUUUGGCAUCCGUGAGGAAGUUGUUAAAGAACGCCACUUCCUUCUUUACCUCCUCAAUCUUCUCUGCGUGUUUGUUGAAGAUAUGUUUGCGAACAAACUCAGGACCCUGGGUGGAGAGGAAAAGAUCAGGACAGAGCAAAUAACGUGAGCUCCCCCAAUUCCAGGUGGACAGCCUCCCCCUGCCAAGCCCCUGAGCAUUUUCCCAAGGCCCAAACCCGCCUCCCAACAUUCUAACAGGCCAGUUCUCUUAACAUCUGAGACCUUGAAUUUCUUGCCACUGAGUGGACAUAGCCACUUAUCCUUGCCCAGUUCCUGAGUGUUAGAGGUGACAAAUUUUUCCACUUCCUGCUCAGGAUCUUUGCGGCCCAUUUUCUGGGCUUCUUCCUCAGAGA